This is a messenger RNA of Urocitellus parryii (Arctic ground squirrel), 1915 nucleotides long. It is a transcript of the gene Orai3, whose product is annotated as ORAI calcium release-activated calcium modulator 3. The record is from RefSeq and is a predicted model, not a curated record. Gene Ontology annotation, biological process: store-operated calcium entry. Gene Ontology annotation, molecular function: store-operated calcium channel activity. NCBI's taxonomy places the organism in Eukaryota, Metazoa, Chordata, Mammalia, Rodentia, Sciuridae. Gene Ontology annotation, cellular component: membrane.
CGUCCCACUUCGGCCCCUGGGGCUCCCCGCAGACGACUCUUCUGCUCCGCUGGGGCCGCCUCUCUGGGAGCCCGGCGCCUGCAUCCGCGCYCACCCCCGCCGGGGGAUGGGGCCUCCCCGCUGCUCUGACCGGCCCUUCUGGGGUCCCCGAGGUGCCUUGGCCCCUCCCUGACCGCCAGGCGCUACUGGUGCCGCCGCCCCCAGGAUGAAGGGCGGCGAGGGAGACGUGGGCGAACAGGCCCCGUUGAACCCGGAGGUCGAGAGCCCGGCGGGCUCGGCCACGUACCGGGAGUUCGUGCACCGCGGUUACCUGGACCUUAUGGGGGCCAGUCAGCACUCGCUGCGGGCGCUCAGCUGGCGCCGCCUCUACCUCAGCCGAGCCAAGCUCAAAGCCUCCAGCCGCACAUCUGCCCUGCUGUCAGGCUUCGCCAUGGUGGCCAUGGUGGAGGUACAGCUGGAGAGUGACCAUGAAUACCCACCAGGCCUGCUGGUAGCCUUUAGUGCCUGUACCACCGUGCUAGUGGCUGUGCACCUCUUUGCACUUAUGGUCUCCACAUGUCUACUGCCCCACAUUGAAGCCGUGAGCAACAUCCACAACCUCAACUCUGUUCACCAGUCACCACACCAGCGACUCCACCGCUAUGUAGAGCUGGCCUGGGGCUUCUCCACUGCCUUGGGCACUUUUCUCUUCCUGGCUGAAGUUGUCCUGGUGGGCUGGGUCAAGUUUGUGCCCAUUGGGGCCCCUCUGGACACACCGGCCCCCAUGGUACCUACAUCCCAUGUGUCUGGGACUCUGCCACCAGUGGCUUCCUCCCUUGGUCCAGCUUCCAAACUCCCACCAUCCUCAGCUUCUGUAACCCCAUCACAGGUUGAGCCUUCUGAGGCCUGCCCUCCCCGGCAGGUAUGUGGUAGUAAUGGUGGGGUUCACGGGCCAGGCUGGCAAGCAGCCAUGGCCUCCACAGCAAUCAUGGUACCUGUGGGCCUUGUGUUUGUGGCCUUUGCCCUACAUUUCUACCGUUCCUUAGUGGCCCACAAGACAGACCGCCACAAGCAGGAGCUAGAGGAGCUGAGUCGCCUGCAGGGGGAGYUGCAGGCUGUGUGAAUCUAAUGUUAGUCUCUGCUGUGUGCACUGCCUCCCUCAGGGUUCUGCAAGAGGCCACAGGGGCCGAUAGACCAUUCCCCACUCCUGGAGGGAGCCACUUCCUGUGGCCACUCUCAGGUAGAGACCAGACUUUUGCCCACAGGUUCUCACAUUCCCAGGGAUUUUCCCUGUCAGUCUGUCCCAUGGUUUUUGUAAGCUCCAAUCUACUAAUGUCCAAAUCUGGGAAGAGUAAGUGUGAAAGUGAAACAUUCUCAAUACAAGGAUCCUGGGGUAGAAACAGGGAGGCAAGGAGACCCUAGAGGGAUGUGUGGUGCUGACCUUCAGCUGCUCCUUUACAGGACAUGGAGAUCAGAAGGUCACAGACCUACACAGCUGCCCCCAAAGGCCAUCAACCCUUGCUUCAGUUGUGUAGAAUGUAUUUUGCAGUUGGCAUUUUUGGGGAAAAUUUCCCCUGUACCCAGAUUUUGAUGGGUUCUACAUUCUUGCUUUGGUGACUGUAGAGGGAUUUUGGUGUUUCUGUGACAGAUAUAAGCCCAGGCCUUCCUAGGAAGAACCUACUUUUGGAUUCAAGCCCACCCUCCACUGUUGACCUGUGGCCAUUGGCAGAAGGGGGAGAUCUUGCCUCACUGCCCUAGGCCCAUACUCACAUGCCUGUAUCGGGGAGUUCUCGCCCUCCUGGCCCCUGGCUGGGGGUUCUUGGAAGACUGAGGGCCUGUGCACCCAGUCUGACUCCUUAGCAGGGACUGGGUGAAGAGAUUUUAAUGGAGAAAGUCCAGUCCCCAGCCCUUGGAAUCAGAGCUCUUUAACACUUAA